CCACCAGCCACACCCGAUCAUCACCGCCAGACACACAUACACGCACACACGCACACACCCACACAAGCACACACCCACACACACAUACACGCACACACACACACACAAACAUGGAGGGGAGCUUCUUUCCGCGUCCUUUCAAUAGCGGCGGAUUGCCCAGGAGUGGUCGGUCACAGGCGAUGUUGACCAGAGUUAAUAAAUUCAUCAACGACCAUGUGAAAGAGACCAACGACAUGACGAAGCCCUCUGGCCCAUCCACAGACCAUGGCCAAGGCGA
This is a messenger RNA of Sphaeroforma arctica JP610, 277 nucleotides long. RefSeq lists its product as hypothetical. The record is from RefSeq and is a predicted model, not a curated record. The transcript has a single exon. The annotation marks the transcript as partial. Lineage: Eukaryota; Ichthyosporea; Ichthyophonida.